This is a messenger RNA of Myiozetetes cayanensis, 447 nucleotides long. It is a transcript of the gene CUNH11orf91, whose product is annotated as chromosome unknown C11orf91 homolog. Lineage: Eukaryota; Metazoa; Chordata; Aves; Passeriformes; Tyrannidae. The record is from RefSeq and is a predicted model, not a curated record.
AUGACCGUGCAGCGCCCGUCGUGGCCGCCGCUGUACUUCCCGCACUUCCACGGCACCGAGCCCGUGCCCCGCCCGCCCGGCGGCGCCUGGGCGCCCCUCGCCGCCAUGUGCUGGCCGUGGCAGCCCCUGCCAGCGGCCGCCGCCGCCGGGCCCCCGCCCCGCUACGCCGCGCUGCCCGCGCCCCUCGUCCCGGAGCCGCCGCUGCCUCCUGCGGACCCGCGGGGCCGGGUGGCGGGGGCGCGGGGCGGGGGCGCGGCGAGGCGGCGGCCGGCGGAGCAGGCGCAGCUGCAGCUGCAGGAGGAGAUGUGCGAGCUGGGCAUCCGCCUCAAGGAGCUGGAGCUGGCGGCGCUCGUCGGGGACGGCUUCGACGCCAGGCAGUAUAAACUUCUGAAGGCACUGGAAGAAAAGAAGAUACAAAGCAUGAAAGCAUUGCAGAACCUGAAAUAA